Messenger RNA from Hippoglossus stenolepis (Pacific halibut), 1415 nucleotides. Its product is annotated as zinc finger and SCAN domain-containing protein 12-like. Gene Ontology annotation, biological process: regulation of transcription by RNA polymerase II. The transcript has 3 exons. The record is from RefSeq and is a predicted model, not a curated record. NCBI's taxonomy places the organism in Eukaryota, Metazoa, Chordata, Actinopteri, Pleuronectiformes, Pleuronectidae. Gene Ontology annotation, molecular function: DNA-binding transcription factor activity; RNA polymerase II cis-regulatory region sequence-specific DNA binding. Bases 240 to 1172 code for a protein of 310 amino acids.
GGCAGUAAUACACAGGUUUACCAACCGAGAAGAAGAAGAAGCAGAAGAAGAAGUUGUUCAUUAUAACAUUUAUCUCUUUAAAUCAUUUUUAUUAAAUAUUACUGACUUCCGACGGCGGAGCUUCAGUGGGACGCAGACCGGAAGUGUUAGCAUGCUAGCUGUGUGGCUGUGUGCAGUUAGCUGGAAGACGAUGGUGUCGUCGUGUCGCAGAUAAAGAUUCGAGCGGUGAUGAAGCAACAAUGUCUUCAGUCCAGUGUUUGAGAGACUUUGUCCACGAGCGACUAACUGCUGCUGCUGAAGAGAUCUUCAGAGUCUUUGAACAAACGAUCGUCGAGUACGAGGAAGAGAUCGAUCGACAGAGAAGACUGUUGGACAUCGUUUGGAAACCUGAGAUAAAGUUACACAGGACAGUUUCAGGCCGCCGUCCUCCAGAGCUUCCACAGCAACAUGUCUGUAAGGAGGAGGAGCUUCUCACUGACCAGGAGAGGAACCCCAGUCUGGACCAAGAGGAUCCAGAGCCUCCACAGAUUAAAGAGGAGCAGGAGGAGCUCUGCACCAGUCAGGAGGGAGAGCAGCUUGUACUGAAGCAGGAGAACGAUACCUUUAUGUUGACGUCUCCUUAUGAGGGAAGUGAGCACAGCGAACCAGAACCAAUCAGUGAGCAGCAGCUCCUCUCUCACAUCUCUCCUGGAGCUGAGAGCCAAGAUCAGAGAGGAAGUGAGCAUGUGGACCCAGGAUCAACUCGAGAUGAAGAGUCCCAGAGAAACAGCUCUGCCCCAACACAGAGUCACUGCAACACUCACUCAGGGAGAAGGUCUUCAGCAUGUGACACUUGUGGAAAAGCUUUUCGCAGUAACUCUGACUUGAAACGACACAUGAGGAUCCACACAGGUGAGCGGCCGUUUUCUUGUGAAAUAUGUGGGAAUAUAUUUAUUCAGAAAACCAACUUGCAACAGCACAUGAGAAUUCACACGGGUGAGAAGCCGUACCUCUGCAAGAGAUGUGGGAAAAGGUUUAGACAAAACUCAGCGUAUAGAAUCCACGAAAGAAUCCACACGGGUGAAAAGCCGUAUACUUGUAACAUCUGUCGCAGGAGAUUCAGUCAGACCUCACACUUAAAGAGUCACAUGAGGAUUCAUACAGAUAAGAGUCAAGUGUUCCCUCCCUUUUAACUCUGUGUUUGGUCUCCUCCCCUCCUGAGGGACUGGCUGCGUUCACCUGUUUGCUUACAUCAUCACAUUGUCAUUCAACAAAAUGUAUAUUAUAUAUUAUUUUAUAUAAUAUGAACAUGUCAUAACAGACACUUUUUUAAGUCUCUGCCUGAGGACGAACACUGAGCUGCAAACGUUUGGACAUUCUUACGUUCAUGUAUUUUUCUGCAUAAAAGUAUAAAUAAAUGAAUGUUUACAUAUGAA